UAAGACGCAUAGAAGAACCUAUAUGGCAGCUGCAAAGUUUUUUCCACGUAAACUUCUUUCGUUCUUGUCAAAAUUCCAAUUCAAAAGACAAACAAAUCCAUCUUCUCUUCAAUUUAGGUUCAGAAAAGGCCAUGCGACCCACUCAAUGUUUCAGAAAUUCACCUCUCUUCCCCAUAAUAAUAUCAAAUCAGAACAAAUAACCAGCCUGGUGUUUCACUUAGAGGCUGCACUGUUGAAGUCAUCUUCACUUUUUCCAUACUUCAUGCUUGUGGCCUUCGAAGGUGGAGGGCUUUUAAGGGUUCUCAUAUUGUUUCUUUUGUACCCUUUGGUUUGGCUGUUUGGAGAGAAACAAAUAGGCCUGAAUAUUAUGGUUUUUGUAAGUUUUGUUGGGAUAAAAAGUGACAAGUUUAGAAUUGGAAGUUCAGUUUUGCCCAAGUUUCUGUUGGAAGACGUUGGAAAUGAAGGGUUUAAUGCGGUGAUGAAUUAUGGUGAUAAAAGGAAGAUAGCAGUGAGUGAGAUGCCUAGAAUUAUGGUGGAGUGUUUUGUGAAAGAUUAUUUAAGAGUUGAUGGUGUUGAGGGGAGAGAAUUGAAGGUAUUUUGUGGGUAUUUUUUGGGUUUAAUGGAGGGAAAAAAGGGAAAUCCAGUUGUUUUAAAAGAGUUUCAUGGUGAUGGGAAAAUGGGUGGUUAUGCUAUUGGUAUUGGGUGCUUCGAAUAUAAGGCUUUUGAUGACCAUCUCUUUUCAUAUUGCAAGGAAAUAUACUGGGUGACAGAAGCAGAGAAAAGGAAGUGGGAAAUCCUCCCGAGGGAAAAAUACCCAAAGCCUCUGAUCUUUCAUGACGGAAGAUUGGCUUUCAGGCCAACCCCACUUGCCUCCCUAUUCAUGUUCAUGUGGCUUCCUCUCGGAAUCUUUGUUUCCAUUAUCAGAUUUACCUCUGGCACCUUAUUACCUCUCUCCAUUGUCAAUCUUGUCAAUUCUUCAACUGGCUUUAAAUCCACUCUAUCAAUAUCCAACCCCUCCUCAAUUAAUUCUACCAAUUAUGAUAACAAACCUACUGGUCUCCUCUAUGUUUGUAACCACAGAACACUCUUGGACCCAAUUUAUGUUUCAAUUUUUAUCAUGAAACCCGUCACUGCAGUCACUUACAGUACCAGCAGAUUCACUGAGAUCAUGUCUCCGAUCAAGACCGUCGGAUUAACAAGAGAUCGGGAGAAAGACAAGGAAAUAAUGGAACAAGAGUUAAGCCGAGGCGACCUUGCGGUUUGCCCUGAAGGAACCACUUGUAGGGAGCCAUAUCUAUUGAGGUUUAGUCCUCUGUUUGCAGAGAUGACUGAUGAGAUUGUUCCUGUGGCUAUAGAUAUGCAGGUUAGCAUGUUUUAUGGAUCGACAGCCAGUGGAUUCAAAUGGUUAGACUCUAUAUAUAACUUACUCAAUCCAUUUGCUAUGUACUCUGCCACGAUUCUUGAGAAGCUACCCUCUUCCCAAACAUGUAACUCCGGCGGGAAAUCGAGGAUUGAAGUUGCCAAUUAUGUGCAGAACAAGAUUGGCAAAGCUUUAGGAUUUGAGUGCACCAGUCUUACGCGGAAAGACAAGUACAUGAUCUUGGCAGGUAAUGAGGGGAUCACAAAGUAAAUUAAGUAGUAAACCGCAGAGACAUGGGAACUUCUCAACUGCUACUAGAACAUGUGUAUAUUUCAAGGUUUUUCAAUGUAAUAAGCAACACUUAAUUAUGCAUGCUUCAGUACCUCUGCCUCAUUCUUGCCGAAAUGCGCACUAAACCUGUGCCUGAAUUUAGAAGGACAUAAAUAACUAAAC
Pistacia vera is the source of this 1813-nucleotide messenger RNA. RefSeq names its product probable glycerol-3-phosphate acyltransferase 2. The coding region runs from base 23 to 1630 and encodes 535 amino acids. Gene Ontology annotation, molecular function: glycerol-3-phosphate 2-O-acyltransferase activity; phosphatase activity. Gene Ontology annotation, biological process: cutin biosynthetic process. The record is from RefSeq and is a predicted model, not a curated record. Lineage: Eukaryota; Viridiplantae; Streptophyta; Magnoliopsida; Sapindales; Anacardiaceae. The transcript has 2 exons. Gene Ontology annotation, cellular component: membrane.